Molecule: messenger RNA, 861 nt
Organism: Aspergillus versicolor CBS 583.65
Lineage: Eukaryota; Fungi; Ascomycota; Eurotiomycetes; Eurotiales; Aspergillaceae
Exons: 6
Biological process (GO): regulation of DNA-templated transcription
Cellular component (GO): nucleus; chromatin
Molecular function (GO): DNA binding
Source: RefSeq, a predicted model, not a curated record
AUGGCGCUCGGCAGAAAGCGCAAGUCCGAGAGCGUUUCAGUAGCUGACAAGGCAGCUACUCCCUCAAAGAAGGUUGCCACCGACACUGCCACGACGCCUGAAACGCCCGCCACUGGAGAGAAAAGAGGUAGAGGUCGUCCCCGCAAAUUCCCUGUGGGUUCGACUCCCGUUCGGCCAGAAGGGCCUAAGAGAGGCCGCGGGCGGCCUCGUAAAGAUCCUUCAGGUACGAUUUUCUUCGAACCCAUCACGACUCCCAAAUCAACUACGCCUGGCAAGGGCCGUGGAAGACCGAAGAAAAUAUCUGGCGCCAGCGACUCCACGCCCAAGUCGAAGCCUCCCACAACAGCAACAGAUGAUAACACGGAUGAUGAGAGUGCACGUUCUUACUGGUUGAUGAAGGCAGAGCCCGAGUCUCGUAUGGAGAAAGGGAAGGAUGUUAAGUUCUCUAUCGAUGAUUUGCGGGUUGCUAAAGAGCCUGAACCAUGGGAUGGUGUACGCAACCCUGUCGCUAAAAAACACAUGCAAACCAUGAGGAAAGGGGACCUUGCGUUUUUCUACCACUCCAACUGCAAGGUUCCAGGCAUUGCGGGUGUCAUGGAAAUUGUUCAGGAGCAUUCUCCAGACGAGAGUGCCUUCGAUCCGUCACACCCAUACUAUGAUGAGAAAUCCAAGCGUGAGAACCCAAAGUGGGUUGUGGUUCACGUAGAGUUCCGCCGCAAGUUUGAUCAUUUGAUAACGUUGCACGAACUCAAGUCCCACGCAACUGCCAAGUCGCCCCUCGAGAACCUCCAGAUGCUUAAUCAGACGCGACUAAGUGUCUCGUCUGUGUCUCCAAAGGAAUGGGACUUCAUCAUGUCACUG